Molecule: messenger RNA, 2474 nt
Organism: Cyprinus carpio (common carp)
Lineage: Eukaryota; Metazoa; Chordata; Actinopteri; Cypriniformes; Cyprinidae
Product: single stranded DNA binding protein 4
Exons: 17
Coding region: 133-1230 (365 amino acids)
Biological process (GO): positive regulation of transcription by RNA polymerase II
Cellular component (GO): nucleus
Molecular function (GO): protein binding; single-stranded DNA binding
Source: RefSeq, a predicted model, not a curated record
AUGUAAAAAAAAAGAGAGAGGAGGAGGGGGAGGGAAAACACUAAAGGGGGUAGCUAUGGAGAUAGAACGUUUUCCUGGCUGCUUUCUUUGACAGGUGUUGAGUGGGGUAAAAGUCUUAAAACAGAGUCCAGCAUGUACGCCAAAGGUAAAGGAGCUGUCGUCCCUUCCGAUAGUCAAGCGAGAGAAAAGUUAGCUUUAUAUGUGUAUGAGUACUUGCUGCAUGUUGGCGCACAGAAAUCGGCACAGACCUUCCUGUCAGAGAUCCGAUGGGAGAAGAAUAUCACAUUAGGAGAGCCUCCUGGAUUCCUGCACUCAUGGUGGUGUGUAUUCUGGGAUCUGUACUGUGCAGCUCCAGAUCGACGGGAGACAUGUGAACAUUCCAGCGAGGCCAAGGCUUUCCACGACUAUAGUGCGGCAGCAGCUCCCAGUCCUGUGAUGGGCAACAUGCCGCCCAAUGACGGCAUGCCAGGUGGACCCAUGCCUCCCGGUUUCUUUCAAGGCCCUCCCGGGUCACAACCAUCACCACACUCACAGCCCCCUCCACACAACCCCAACAACCCCAUGAUGGGGCCACACGGCCAGCCUUUCAUGUCUCCACGGUACCCAGGUGGACCUCGCCCAUCACUCCGCAUGCCAAAUCAGCCUCCCGUUGGAGUCCCAGGGUCACAGCCACUCCUGCCAAACAGUUUGGACCCCACCAGACCGCAAGGACAUCCAAACAUGGGCGGCCCGAUGAGGAUGAACCCACCCAGAGGAAUGGGAGGCAUGGGCCCACAGAACUACGGCGGUGGAAUGAGGCCUCCUCCAAACUCUCUCGGCGGUCCUGGAAUGCCUGGCAUGAACAUGGUUCCGGGAGGUCGGGGGCCUUGGCCUAACCCUAACGCAAACUCAAUAGCAUACUCGUCUUCAUCACCAGGAAACUAUGUGGGGCCUCCAGGAGGUGGCGGCCCUCCAGGAACUCCCAUCAUGCCAAGCCCAGGAGACUCGACGAAUUCCAGUGAAAACAUUUACACGAUGAUGAAUCCAAUCGGCCCUGGUGGCAACAGACCGAAUGUAAGUUUGAUUACAGGCUCGGGUGAUAUGGAUGGGUUGCCAAAGAACUCUCCGAACAACAUGGCAGGUAUGAACAAUCCCCCAGGAACUCCACGGGACGACGGGGAGAUGACAGGCAACUUCUUAAACCCAUUCCAAAGUGAAAGUUAUUCACCCAACAUGACGAUGAGUGUGUGAUUCUUCUUUUUUAUUUUGUUUUUAUUUUUUUAACCCGCCCCCCAUCCCACUUCCUGUUCUCCUCAUCUCUGCUGCGUUUGGCAUGUUGUUGUUGUUGUUUUUUAGUUUUUUUUUGCUCGAUCUUCAACUCUCCCCAACUCCCUCAAACACUCUGGGCUGGCGCGGUGGCGCCUUUCAGCCGCUCGGCGUGGCCAUGGAGCGAAGGACGCCCAGUACAAAGCCGAAAGAAAACAGGCAUCAGGCCUUCUGACGGACUCAACCUGCCUGCCGGGCUUCGUCACUGGAUCGGGACGCUAAGGGCCCCUGAUUGAACCACCGUGUGUGUGUGUGUUUGUACAUGUGCGUGUGUAUGUGGGACUGUGCCAGGAAGACACUUCAUAACUAGCUGCUCAUCAGCGUUGAGGCUGGUGGCUUUAUUUCAGCCCUGUUUUCCUUUUUUUUUUUCUUUUUUUUUCUCGGCAAUGAAACACUGAAACUAGCGGUUGUUUUAAUUGCUGUGUACAUUUUGAAAUGGAAAAAGCUAAAGUGGUGACGCUAGGGGCAGGAAUGGUCUCAUUACAAUAUAUUUGUAUAUUAUUGAUAAUAUUAUUGUUAUAAUUUUCAUAAUUGCUAUGAUGAUGAUGUACUCAUAAUUUUAUGGAUUUUCCUGUAAAGGGCACAUUUGUAUCUCAACAACAUCAAUGACAGAAUAAGCACACAUUCAAAUGCACAAUGACACUUCUGUUUACAUGAUUUUAGGUAUUUGUAUGUCUCUUCGUUUGAGUUUGUUUCGUCAGAUGUCUGCAUAUACCUCUUCCUGUGUUCUGAUGUCAUCACUACCGAGAUGUACAAAAAGUGGCUACAGUCACUGGUUUAAUGCACCCGUCGGCUCUGUAUUUAAAGAUUGGAGUUCAUUUCGAAGUCUAAAAGGGUGACGUUGCAUAUUCACUGCCAUCCAUUCUUGCCUUGGUCAUGAACGGUCAAUAACAUUACAUUUUACCAUCCGUUCUGGGUGAUUUGCCGCUGAUAGUUACGAUAUCUUUCGUGUUCAUUGUAAUUUUGCCACUACGUGUUUGCCACGUUGUUUCAGAAGUCUUUUUAGAAAUAUUAUACCCACGUGUUUGUAGCAGUAGUUGGAGGCAGGCUGCUCUUACAAGCACGAGUUUCCUUGUGCUCUAUAGUCCCAUGUCUGUAAAUAUAUCUUUUUUUUUUUUGGUCAUUGACCUUAUUGGUAUUUUCAAUACACUACUUGUCUGUGAAGCUCA